Molecule: messenger RNA, 3158 nt
Organism: Vigna radiata var. radiata (mung bean)
Lineage: Eukaryota; Viridiplantae; Streptophyta; Magnoliopsida; Fabales; Fabaceae
Product: cation-chloride cotransporter 1
Biological process (GO): monoatomic ion transport; transmembrane transport
Cellular component (GO): membrane
Molecular function (GO): chloride:monoatomic cation symporter activity
Source: RefSeq, a predicted model, not a curated record
CGUUCUUCUAACCAUCGUACUAAUCUCUUUCCAUGCGGUCAUACUCUUACCCAUUCGUAUUUCAUUAUCUCAAGUAAACAAAGAAAAGGACUAUCUAGAACGCUGGAUCUGAAUUUUCUGUUGCUUGUUCUCUGUUUCUCCAUUUCCCAUUUGUGAUUCAGAUUUGCGAUUUGGAUCUGAGUAAAUGGAUCGAGAAAAUGGCGACGGUGACAUAGAAGGCGGUGGCGGCGAUGAUGGUUUUCGCUCGGGCCGCAAGUAUCGUCCUGUCUUGGCCAAUGAUCGCGCGGUGCUCGAAAUGUCUUCCAUAGAUCCGGGAUCUACUUCUUCUUCCACUUCUGCAUUUACAGAUAUUCCUUCUAAUCUCAGAAAAGUGAAAACUAGUCGUAGUGGGAGUUCGGAUGCCAAAGAAGGCAACGCUUCUCAUCAGCAGCAACCUAAUGGAUCCCAGCAGCAGGAAUCUAAAUUGGAACUGUUCGGUUUUGACUCUCUUGUCAACAUUCUUGGUCUCAAAAGUAUGACUGGCGAGCAGGUUGCACAACCAUCAAGUCCUAGAGAUGGUGAGGAUAUAUCUAUCACUGCUGGCUUGCCAAAGCCUGCUGCUCCCAAACUUGGUACAUUGAUGGGUGUAUUUAUUCCAUGUAUACAAAGCAUUUUGGGCAUCAUCUACUACAUUCGUUUCUCUUGGAUUGUUGGCAUGGCUGGCAUAGGACAAACAUUGUUGCUUGUUUCUUUAUGUGGCACCUGUACAUUCCUUACUUCAAUAUCAUUGAGUGCUAUUGCAACCAAUGGUGCCAUGAAGAGGCUGCCACACAUGUUAACGGGACUGCAGUUACACAACCAAUAGAGAGUCCAAGUUCUCAUGACUUGCAAAUAUAUGGGAUUGUUGUGACUAUUUUGUUAUGCUUUAUUGUAUUUGGAGGUGUGAAGAUGAUAAAUCGGGUUGCACCUGCUUUUCUCAUACCUGUUUUAUUUUCAGUCAUCUGCAUAUUUUUGGGAAUUUUUGUGGCAAGGAAGGACCAUCCCACAGAGGGAAUUACUGGGCUGAAUUCACAGACAUUUAGAGAAAAUUGGAGUUCAGAUUAUCAAAAGACUAAUAAUGCUGGAAUUCCACAAACUGAUGGCUCGGUAACCUGGGAUUUCAAUUCAUUGGUAGGCCUCUUUUUCCCUGCUGUGACGGGAAUAAUGGCGGGUUCUAACCGAUCAUCCUCUCUGAAAGAUACUCAGCGAUCAAUUCCUGUUGGAACUUUAGCAGCAACUCUUGCAACUACUUGUCUGUAUUUUAUUUCUUUGGUGCUGUUUGGCUCUGUUGCCAGCAGAGAGAAGCUUUUAACUGACAGGCUACUCACAGCUACAGUUGCCUGGCCUUUUCCUUCAUUAAUUAAAAUUGGAAUUAUUCUUUCGACUAUGGGUGCUGCUCUUCAGAGCCUGACUGGUGCCCCACGUCUGCUUGCAGCGAUAGCCAAUGAUGAUAUUUUACCUAUUUUGAAUUACUUUAAAGCUGCAGAUGGCGGUGAACCACAUGUUGCUACCCUUUUUACUGCUUUCUUGUGUAUAGGAUGUGUCAUUAUUGGGAAUCUGGAUCUCAUCACUCCAACUGUAACUAUGUUUUUCCUUCUAUGUUACACUGGUGUCAACUUAUCCUGCUUCCUUCUUGAUCUACUAGAUGCCCCUAGUUGGCGUCCUCGGUGGAAAUUUCACCAUUGGAGUAUGUCCCUUGUGGGAGCAUUACUAUGCAUAGUGAUCAUGUUCCUAAUCUCUUGGUCAUUCACUGUGGUAUCUUUGGCCCUUGCAAGCCUCAUAUAUAAGUACGUGAGCAUUAAAGGAAAAGCUGGGGACUGGGGUGAUGGUUUCAAAAGUGCCUAUUUCCAACUAGCACUUCGUAGCCUUCGGUCCCUUGGAGCAAGUCAAGUGCACCCAAAGAAUUGGUAUCCAAUUCCACUAAUAUUUUGCCGACCCUGGGGCAAACUGCCAGAAAACGUUCCCUGUCAUCCCAAACUUGCAGAUUUUGCGAACUGCAUGAAGAAGAAAGGUCGAGGAAUGUCCAUAUUUGUCUCUAUACUAGAUGGUGAUUACCAUGAACGUGCUGAAGAUGCCAAAACUGCUUGUAAACAACUUAGCACCUACAUUGAUUACAAAAAUUGUGAAGGUGUGGCUGAGAUUGUUGUAGCCCCGAACAUGUCUGAAGGCUUCCGUGGCAUUAUUCAGACAAUGGGCCUGGGCAAUCUCAAGCCAAACAUUGUGGUGAUGCGUUACCCAGAAAUCUGGCGAAGGGAAAACUUGACAGAAAUCCCUGCCACCUUCGUUGGGAUAAUCAAUGAUUGUAUUGUUGCAAACAAAGCUGUGGUUAUAGUUAAGGGUCUUGAUGAAUGGCCGAACGAGUACCAGAGGCAGUAUGGUACGAUUGAUUUGUACUGGAUUGUAAGAGAUGGUGGUCUCAUGCUGCUUCUCUCUCAGCUCCUUCUUACCAAGGCGAGCUUUGAGAAUUGCAAGAUUCAGGUCUUUUGUAUCGCAGAAGACGAUGGAGAUGCAGAGGGACUGAAAGCUGAUGUGAAAAAAUUCCUUUAUGAUCUUCGGAUGCAAGCGGAAGUUUUUGUCAUAACAAUGAAAUGGGAUGCACAGGUGGAUGGGGGUGGUGGGUCUCCACAAGAUGAGUCGUCAGAAGCAUUUACUAGUGCUCAGCAGAGAAUUGAUGAUUACUUAACCCAGAUGAAGGUGAGAUCACAGAAAGAAGGUACUCCUCUAAUGGCAGAUGGUAAGCCUGUGGUUGUGAACGAGAAGCAGGUGGAGAAGUUUCUUUACACAACGCUAAAGCUCAAUUCAAUAAUUCUGAGAUAUUCAAGAAUGGCUGCUGUUGUAUUGGUAAGUCUUCCUCCACCUCCACUGAGUCACCCAGCAUACUUCUAUAUGGAGUACAUGGAUCUGUUGCUGGAGAAUGUACCAAGGAUUUUGAUUGUAAGAGGUUAUCGUAGAGACGUUGUAACUCUAUUCACGUAGUUUUAAGUGGAUGAUUCUAGGACACUAAUUACGCUUCUCCCUCACUGUUUAUAUUUUGUAGCUUACAUGCAAGUGCUCAUUCUUUGUACCAAUUUUCUUGCUGAAGAGGGUUUUUGUAUUCACCAGUUUUAUAGGAAAUAUGAAAUUAUUUUCAACCUUGUUAA